This is a messenger RNA of Phytophthora sojae, 1532 nucleotides long. Its product is annotated as methionine aminopeptidase, merops subfamily M24. The coding region runs from base 15 to 1196 and encodes 393 amino acids. The transcript has a single exon. NCBI's taxonomy places the organism in Eukaryota, Oomycota, Peronosporomycetes, Peronosporales, Peronosporaceae. The record is from RefSeq and is a predicted model, not a curated record.
CGAGCCAAGACAAGAUGCCUUCGGACGACGAGCGCAGUGUGAGCGACGUGAGCGACGUGGAGGAGGAGGUGCAGGCCCCGGCCGAGGAGGUCGAGGACUGCAGCAACUCGGACGUGGUCACCAAGUACCGCCUGGCCGCCGAGAUCGCGCAGUCGGCGCUCGAGGGCGUGCUGUCGCAGCUCGAGGCCGGCAAGGACGUGGUGGAGCUCUGCAAGUUCGGCGACCUGAUCGUGGAGCAGCGCUGCGCCGCCAUCUUCAAGAGCAAGAAGAUCGACAAGGGCGUGGCCUUCCCCACGUCCAUCUCGGCCAAUGAGAUCAUCUGCCACUUCUCGCCCCUGCAGAACGAGUCGCUCGUGCUCAAGGCCGGCGACUGGGUCAAGAUCGACCUGGGCUGCCACAUUGACGGCUACAUCGCCGUCGUGGCCCACACGGCCAUCGUGCCCGCCGAGGGCUCGGCCGCCGCCGCCGAGUUCCCGGAGCUCAAGGGUGAGGAGGCUGACGUGCUCAAGUGCGCGCACGACGCCGUGGAGCUCUGCGCGCGCCUCAUCAAGCCGGGCAACACGAACCUGCAGGUGACGGAGGCGCUGACCAAGCUCGAGGAGUCGUACGGCGUCAAGAGCCUGCAGGGCACGCUCAUGCACCAGCUCAAGCGCUUCGUGAUCGACGGCAACAAGGUCAUCGCCCAGAAGAUGGACGUGGAGAACCGCACCCCCAAGGUGACGUUCGAGCCCAACGAGGUGUACACCAUUGACGUGUGCUACACCACGGGCAGCGAGAAGCCCGUGAACAGCGAGCGCCGCACCACGGUCUUCAAGCGCCAGGUGGACAAGCAGUACCGCCUCAAGAUGAAGGCCUCCCGCUACGUCUUCAAGGAGAUCAACAACAAGUUCCCGACGCUGCCCUUCACGAUCCGCGCCUUCGAGGACGAGAGCCAGGCCCGCAUGGGCGUGGUCGAGUGCGUCAAGCACGACCUGCUGCAGGCCUACCCCAUCCUGGAGGGCCGCCCCGGCGACAAGGUCGCGCACUUCAAGGUCACGGUGCUGCUGCUUCCCAGCGGCACGACCAAGAUCACGGGCCUCACGUUCCCAGGCGACCGCGUGCACUCGGAGAAGACCGUAGACGAGGAGACCGCCAAGAUCCUUGCUUCCUCCCUGAAGAAGAAGAACAAGAAGAAGAAGAAAAAAACGACCGCUUAAGUCGUCGUCACCUUCUGCCGGCCUCGGUGCGCCUCCUCCCACGCGCGGCUCGCUACCCAGCGCAGCCUGACGUGGAGAGCGAGCAACUCGGCCAUGCUCCCUUCCUUUCAGCCACCGAGCGCAAGCGGCCAGGGUGCUGAAUCGACGGCGAAGCAAGCGAAUCGGGGAAAAAUAGUCGCAGCGUGUGGUUCUCGUCCUUCUUCUUCUUCUUUUCCUUGCGGCUGCUGCCGUCUCAGCAGCUUUGCCUAGAGCGUAGGCGAAGGAGGAAGCCAAUAGCUCGUUCCUUCGGAAAGCAGUAAGAUAUUUCCUUUUCCCCCUCGGACAUGUGAGACCAUC